AUGCUCUAUAGAAAUUCGCUGCAGAUAUCGAGAAGACCCACCCUCUACUCGCACUCACUAAUUUCCACCACUACCACCACCACCGUCGUCAAUAAGGGUCUGUUCUCCACGACGACGGCAAGAUCUAAUGGAGGUGGCGGACGUACUCCGAUACAGAUAUUUCGUGAUACGUUCAAGAAGGAAUGGGACAAGUCACAGGAGUUACAGGAAAAUAUUAAGGCUCUACAUGAUGCCUCCGGUAAACUGAGUGAGUCGGAAACUUUUAAGAUGGCAAAGGAUGCCUAUUUGAAGGCUCACAAGGGAAGUUCUACCAUUUUGUCAAAGACGAUGCAAAAGACCGGGGAGACCGUGGAAAAUAUGGCUUCUAAGGCUUGGGAUUCGGAAAUUGCCAAGUCCACGAGAGAAGCUGCAAAGAAAACUGCUGAUACGUUGGAUAAAUCCUUCGAACCAGUGAGAAAGACUCAGGUGUAUAAGGAUAUUUCUGAAGUUAUCGAUGAUGGUGAUAGUUCAAGAUAUGGUGGGUUUAUCACGAAGGAGGAGAGAAGAUUGAAAAGAGAGUCUGAUUUGGCAUCUGGGAAAAGACAAAGAGCUAUAAAGAGUAAUGAAGAAGCAGGGACCGCGUUGGUGGCCACUGACAUCGAGGCAAAGCAAUCUUUUGGUAAGAAAGUGGAAGAUUUUAAAGAAAAGACUGUGGUUGGUAAGACAAUGAGUUCUGUAAAGGUUAAAUUAUGGGAUGAAAGUGAAAAUCCAUUGAUUGUCUUCUUAAGAAAAAUUACAAAUAAAAUCGGUGGAUUCUUUGAUGAAACUGAAUCUGCAAGAGUAUACACUCAAUUCAAAAUGAUGGACGCCACAUUUACCAAUGAAGGGUUCACUAGACAUUUAAGAGAAUAUAUUGUCCCUGAAUUAUUAGAAGCCUACAUUAAAGGUGACGAGAAAGUAUUAAAGAAAUGGUUCAGUGAAGCUCCUUUCAACGUCUAUUCUGCACAACAAAAAGUGUUUAGAGAACAAGGCCUAUUCUCUGAUGGUCGUAUCUUAGAUAUUAGAGGAGUGGAAAUUGUUAGUGCCAAAUUAUUGGCUCCUCAGGAUAUUCCAGUGUUAGUCGUAGGUUGCAGAGCUCAAGAAAUUAACCUAUAUAGAAAAGUGAAAACUGGAGAAAUUGCUGCCGGUGAUCAAUCUAACAUUUUAAUGAGCUCUUAUGCCAUGGUCUUCACCAGAGACCCUGAACAAAUCGAUGAUGACGAAACGGAAGGUUGGAAGAUUUUAGAAUUUGUUCGUGGUGGAUCAAGACAAUUCACUUGA
Messenger RNA from Naumovozyma castellii, 1299 nucleotides. RefSeq names its product protein translocase subunit TIM44 (gene TIM44). Bases 1 to 1299 code for a protein of 432 amino acids. The record is from RefSeq and is a predicted model, not a curated record. The transcript has a single exon. NCBI's taxonomy places the organism in Eukaryota, Fungi, Ascomycota, Saccharomycetes, Saccharomycetales, Saccharomycetaceae.